UUUGGUCUAUCAAUUCCAGAACUUCACGCUAUACCGACAGAUCUCCUUUAUUUUUUUAAAAUGGUUUCAUUUUGGUAAGUGGGUAUUUAUUUAAAUUACAAAUGCGAGCUAAGUUAUUCAUUUAAUUUACUUGCUAUUUUGAGUGAUCAUUUUUGCUGUUGGAUUCUUGAUCUUUUCUGGGUUAAGCAGAGCAUUUUGAAUUUUGAGUUUGUUUUAGUGGGAUAAAUUAGGUCAAUUUUACUGGUUUUGAAGUGAUAAACCUUGUCGGUGUUUUAGCAGUUUAUUUCCAAAUUGUAACGAAUUUAGAUGUGGAUUGCAUUUUGCUGGGCUUCAAGAAAUGGAAUUGACUAGGAUAGUUUUUAUAAUGGUUUUGCUCAGUUUCUUCCCCCCUUUAGCUAUAUUUGAGGGUAAUAUUGUAACAGGGUAUGAUUUCAGUUGAUUUCCCAAAAGUGAAAAUUGGCCAACUUGAAAUUUGAAAUUGACAUGUGAAUGUAGGAUUAAAGCUUUUUUUACAUUAAUUUUUCUGCAUUGCCAUUAAAUCUUGUGAGUGGAAGUUUAAACAUAAAUAGGAUAGAUCACGCAAAUUUGAAACAUUUUCGCAGUUUCUGUCUUGCGAAAUUUCAUUUUGACCCUUUGCUUAAUUGGCUUCUAAGUUUCAUUUGACACUCAAUAAUCAGCUAGGGAUAGUUUAUCUGUUUUUUAAUACUUGAUAUUACAAGAACUUCUUCUGCCUUCACUGGUGGAUUUAUUAGCAGUGCAUAACCGGGCACUCUUUAGGUUCCCCGAGUGGUGUAUGCUCACUCCCACAGGUUUUGAAUGCCAAUAAUAAAGCUGGAUUUAACUAACUAGUGCAAGCAAUAAGGUAUAUCAUUUUUUUUUAAUAAUUUUAUCAUGUUAGCAGUUCUUGAUAUCUGCAUGACUAAAUGAUCGUGGUACUCUUCUCCAAGAAUUCUUGGUUGUGGUGAUAUGGUGAAAAUCAAUAUUUAACCCACUCCUUUCAGAAAAAAGUAAUGUAAUAUUUCAAUCCCGCUCAGUCUUCCUCAUGAAGACAUCCUUAGAGCACAAGUGACAAGUCAGACUCAUGAAAGAAGGUUAUGACAUAGUAGCUAGGUUCAUGCUCGAUAAACCAGACUGGUUCUUGGAAGAUUAUAUCUUGCAACUUGAAGAUGAUAUCUUUGAUGAAAUAAAUGUUGCUCAGACAAAAGUCGAUAUAAUAUCUUUUGAAACUUCACCCGGAUUGAACACAACAACAGUUAUCUUUGCUGUUGAUUCUGAUGUCAAAACUAUGAGGGUCUCUCCGACAGCUCAGAGUUUAGUCAGGGCCAAUUUUGAAUCUAUACUUGUUCAUCAAUCAAAUCUGCGCUUGACUACUGCAUCUUUGUUUGGGGAUCCGUUAUCUUUUGAUGUGCUGAAGUUCAAAGGAGGGAUUACUGUGAGCCCGACGCAGAGUGCAUUCCUCAUGCAAAAUCAGCAGUUCCAUUUCAACUUCACCUUGAACUUUUCCAUUAAGGAAAUACAAGAUAAUUUUGAUGAGCUACGGGGGCAGCUCACUUCGGGCUUGCAUCUUGCUGCAUAUGAGAACUUGUAUAUCAGCUUGACAAAUCUAAGGGGUUCAACUAUUGAUCCUCCCACCAUUGUUCGGUCUCAAGUUCUUUUAGCAGUUGGGAUUAAGCCUUCAAGGUCUAGAAUGAAGCAGUUGGCUCAAACAAUUACUGGUCCUCAUGCCAAAAACCUUGGCCUCAAUAACACUGUUUUUGGUAGAGUUAAACAAGUGAGCCUUUCUUCAAAUUGGACGCGCUUACUUGGGGGUCCCGAUGCUGGCAGCCCCUCACCUUCUCCGGCCCCUCUGCCACACCAUAGCCACAACCAACAUACUAAUCUUGCUCCUGCAUUUUCACCUUCCACGAAAACUGGGAAGAGCGGGGAGAAACCACCGGUGCUUGCACCUGCCCCUGCGCCUUCUCCACACUUACAUAAGAUUCAUCAAGUCAAGCCUCCCGCUUGUCCUUUUGGCCCAAAGGGGAGGCCUCCGAGUAAAACACAUAAACAAAAUCAUAUGGCACCUCCAGUAUAUGCACCAAAUGCUGCUCCCGCUUCCUCAUUGAAACCACAUGGAGAGGCUCCAGCACCUAGCCCACAUGAAGUUCCUACACCGAGCCCACUGCCAAAUGUAGUUAAUACCCGUGUUCAUCCCCCGUCAGGAAGUAAUUCUGAUGCAGAGCCUCCUGACAAAUUGCGUUUAGUUUCGCACAUCCCAUCAUCAGCAUCCACAGUUCUUUAUUCAAAUUUAUGGGCUCUUCCUCCAUUUCUACUUGCACUACAUCUAUAGCAGCGGAAAGAGAAGCAAAAAAUUUUUUUUUUUCCAACAAAUUCACCUCCUAUAUUCGGGGAAGGAGUUCAGUACAACACAAUGGAGGAAAUUUGAAGGCAAUGUGAGAGCGAUGAUGCGGCAUGCCCCUCAGCUCACUUUUGAGUAGAUACCAUAUAUAUAUAUAUGUAUUUUGUGCGUGUAAAUAUGUGAUAAAACUUAAGGUGGUAGAUGGAUUUUCAGGUCAAAGUCACAGAGGUGACGGGCCUGACAUGACAUGCAUUGUUAAUUGUUAUGUAUGAUCUGUCUUCUACGUAAGAUGUAAGGAGGGAAUGAAAUGAAACUAGCAAAUGUAUAAAACUAUGCCCUUUUUGUUUCCAUCAUUGACCUUCCAUGUC
Molecule: messenger RNA, 2706 nt
Organism: Ipomoea nil (Japanese morning glory)
Lineage: Eukaryota; Viridiplantae; Streptophyta; Magnoliopsida; Solanales; Convolvulaceae
Exons: 5
Coding region: 1082-2329 (415 amino acids)
Source: RefSeq, a predicted model, not a curated record